UGAAUCUAAAUCAAAUCUUGAAGUGAAAUUGAAUCGAAUGUGAUACAAAAAUCUAAUUACAACAAUGCAGGACUCCAAGGAUAAUUGUAGCUGAGGUCCAAUUUUACAAUUUAUAAAUUAAAUUAAAUUAAAAAUAAGGGCAGGAUUUCAACUUAAUUACAAAAGUACCACUCCAUUGGCAAGCUCGCGGCUUUUCCGUCUACUGUUCUCCUCCCCGAGAACCUACCUACGAAGGAGUCCUCUUUUUCAACGAAUUACAGAGCACAGACUCGGUGACCGCGACUCAGUUUCUUCCCGCCGAGUUGCGCCUAUACUCGACUCGCUCGUUUUCUUCCUCCCACGAAUCUCUCGAUCAGGUCAGUUCUUUCUCUUCGUCGUCCUUCGAGUUCUCUGUAAUUCCGGAUCUAGGCUCCACCCCGGAUCGGUUCCCUCUCGGAUCCAACCCGAUCCCGAACCAUGUGCGAUCGAAGACCCGUUUUCCUCGGGUGCUUCAUAUUCGGAUUCCUCAUUUUCUUCGUACACGCGGAUCAGGGAUGCUCCAACACGAGCUCCUUGGUCGGGUUCGAGUCCGAAUUCAUCAUGUUACAGCACCAACUGCGAGGCGUUUUCACCAUCGUCGAUGAUUGCUCGUUUAGGGUUUCUCGUUUCGAUAUGUUGUCUGGUUCGGAUAUUUAUUGGUGGGGAGCUUUGGCUUCUGAUUUUGAGAAUAUGACCAAUGGGUUUGUAAUUUCUGACCAGAAACUCAAUCAAACGUUCAGAAAUGCUUCUUUCGCCGUUCAUUUACGGGAAAAUGUCACCUGGGACAAGAUAAGGGUGAUCUCGGUAUGGGAUUUGCCUACAGCCUCGGAUUUUGGGCAUGUUCUGCUUUCAAAUGUCACAGAAUCAGAUUCGAGUCAAAACCCCGGAUCCCCUCCCUCUGGAGACGAUGAUGUUUUGGAGGGAUCAAAUAGCACUGCGACCACUAGGGUUCCUACCAUGUUUGGUAAUUGCAAACAACUUUCGAGCAAGUACAGGCUCCGGUGGAGCUUGAAUGCAGAAGAGGGUUAUGUUGAUAUUGGUUUAGAAGCAAUUUCUGGCUUCCUGAGCUACAUGGGAUUUGGUUGGGCAAAACCCAAUUCUACAUCAGAGCUGAUGUUGGGUGCUGACAUUGUGAUUACCGGGUUUAGAGAGGAUGGGUUUCCAUUUGCUGAUGAUUUUUACAUCACGAAGUACAGCGAGUGCUCGGUUAAGAAUGGUACUGCCUCUGGGGUUUGCCCCGAUGCAGUGUAUGAAGGAUCAGAUUCAGUUGCUCCCUCAGUGAAUAACACGAAGCUGGUUUACGGGCACAGGAGAGAUGGAGUUUCAUUUGUUAGGUAUAGGAGACCAUUGAACGGCAGUGAUAGCAAGUACGAUUUGCCUGUGAAUCCAACUGAGAGCAUGAUUGUGAUUUGGGCGCUUGGGUUAAUAAAGCCACCGGAUAGUAUCAAUCCUUACUAUCUCCCUCAGAAUCAUGGCGGUGUGGAAUCAGAAACCUACGGGCAUUUUUUGCUCAAUCUUUCGGAGCAUGUGGAUGAGUGUUUGGGACCGUUGGAUGCAGACAAUAAGGACGUUCAGGAUCUAAUCAUUGCUGACGCCAAUGCACCUCUUGUUGUCACAGCCGGACCGGCUGUGCGUUAUCCAAACCCUCCAAACCCUUCGACAGUACUGUAUAUUAACAAGAAAGAAGCACCGCUGUUGAGAGUGGAAAGAGGAGUUCCUGUGAAAUUCUCUGUACAAGCAGGGCAUGGUGUUUCUUUUUACAUAACAUCAGAUUUUCUCGGUGGGAAUGCUACUCUAAGGAACAAAUCUGAAACAAUCUAUGCUGGUGGGCAAGAAGCUCAUGGAGUGCUAGCAAGUCCAUUGGAGCUGGUUUGGGCUCCAAACAGGAAUACACCUGACCAAGUAUAUUACCACUCUGUUUUCAAGCAGAAAAUGGGUUGGAAGGUUCAGGUUGUCGAUGGGGGUCUCUCGGAUAUGUAUAAUAACAGUGUUAUCUUAGAUGAUCAGCAAGUUAAGUUCUUUUGGACCAUAUCGGGGGAUUCAAUAUCAAUUGCAGCUCAAGGUGAGAAGAAAAGUGGGUAUCUUGCAAUUGGUUUUGGUUCUGGAAUGGUGAAUAGCUACGCUUAUGUGGGCUGGUUUGAUAGCAACGGAACAGGGCGUGUCAGUACUUACUGGAUUGAUGGACAGGAUGCGUCUAGCGUGCACCCAACAAACGAGAACUUGAAAUACGUGAGAUGCAAAUCUGAAGACGGAAUUAUCACUUUGGAGUUUACCCGCCCCCUGAAGCCUUCAUGCCUUCAUAGAGGCAGACCUGAGUGUAAGAAUCUGAUAGAUCCCACAACUCCUCUUAAAGUGAUAUGGGCAAUGGGUGCAAAAUGGACAGAUGAACAGCUGACCGAGAGGAAUAUGCACUCGGUUACUAGUCAGAGGCCCGUCCUUGUAAUGUUAAUGCGAGGGUCUGCAGAAGCAGAGCAAGAUCUACUACCUGUCUUGGGCGUGCAUGGAUUCAUGAUGUUUCUUGCUUGGGGAAUCUUACUCCCCGGCGGGAUAUUAGCCGCUAGAUAUCUAAAACACAUAAAAGGUGAUUGGUGGUUCAAGACUCAUGUAUAUCUUCAGUACUCUGGUUUAGCCAUUGUCUUCCUCGGCCUCCUCUUUGCCGUGGCUGAGCUUCACGGUCUCACCUUCAGCUCAAUGCAUGUCAAGUUCGGGUUUGCAGCCAUAUUUCUGGCCUGCGCUCAGCCCGUGAAUGCUUUCCUGAGACCUUCAAAACCCGCUCAAGUGGAAGGAUUCUCUUCCAAGAGACUACUGUGGGAGUAUUCUCAUGCUAUCGUGGGUCAAUCCGCCGUUGUAUUGGGAGUCAUCGCCCUUUUCACGGGGAUGAAACACUUGGGAGAACGUUACGAGGCAGAAAACGUGCACGGGCUGAACUGGGCACUCGGGUUAUGGAUCUUCCUGGGGGGAGUAGCUGUUGUGUACUUAGAAUACCGGGAAAGAGGCAGAAGGAGAGCAAGAAAUAUCGGCAGAGGCAGCUGGGUUCUUGGGAAUAACCUGGAAGAGGAUGAUUCGGCUGAUCUAAUUGAUCCGAGAAGAGCUUUUAGAGAGAGAGAGGAAGAAGAUGGAAGGGGGGCAACAAUGGAAGUUCAGUUAGAGCCUUUGAACAGGUGAUAGAUAUGAUAGUUUUCUGGUACAAACUCUUGUCCUUUUUCUUCUUCUUGAAGCUCAUUUUUGCUGGUCGCAGAGCAGAAAUUACCAAAUUUUUUUUCCUUCUAAUAUCACCAAACGAGGAAACGUAGAGAGAAAGGGGGAGAGGUGUUGUUAUACGCAACAGAACAUAGUCCAUACUGUAUCUAUUAGGCUUCAACCAUAUGCAUCUCUCUCUCUCUCUCUCUCUCUCUCUCUCUCUUGUAUGCAUCCAUACUUCCAUCUUUGGGCAUAUGACGUUGAGAUGAUCUCAUACUUUAUUUUAUUUUCUUUAAUCAAA
Molecule: messenger RNA, 3499 nt
Organism: Tarenaya hassleriana
Lineage: Eukaryota; Viridiplantae; Streptophyta; Magnoliopsida; Brassicales; Cleomaceae
Product: cytochrome b561, DM13 and DOMON domain-containing protein At5g54830-like
Exons: 1
Coding region: 457-3183 (908 amino acids)
Source: RefSeq, a predicted model, not a curated record